Messenger RNA from Echinostoma caproni, 1038 nucleotides. The record is from the annotation of a GenBank genome assembly. NCBI's taxonomy places the organism in Eukaryota, Metazoa, Platyhelminthes, Trematoda, Plagiorchiida, Echinostomatidae.
CCGGCCACAGCCUACGAGCAGAGAUUCUAUGCAUAUGACAGCACACGGAAAGCAUACUAUCGGCACAUGCAUGGCAACCCGAACAGUCCGCUUCUCAACUUGACCAACACAGAUGUACAAAACGAAUUGAUAAAAGUCAUACAAUUCUGGGUGAAACAUUUGAAUAUCAAAGGGGUGAUGAUUACAAAUUCCACAAAUGUGAUUACGGAAUUGAUGCCGGGAAUGCGUCAAAUAUUGGGUAACAUCACGGAUGAACAAUUUAUGUGGUUUGCCGACAGCCCAACCAUUGAUCAAGAACUCAACCCACGCAAUAAGGUUUGUCUGCACGAAAUUCGGAUCAAUCGGCACGUGCCAACUCGAACAGAUGAUCUGGUGGCGCAGAUAACACAAGUUAUGAACAAUACACAGUUCUCCACCUGCAGUCCGAUCUGGCAAGUGAAGAUUCUUUUGGACGAUAUCAAGGAUUUUGAGACGGUUCAGCGCUUGGCCUACUUUUUACCUGGCAGCUUCUUAAUGGUUGCUGGACAAGAAGUUGAUCUGGUCACAGGUACAACGGAACUGAUUCACUGGGGUUGGGGGAAGUACACAAGUUAUGAAACGUAUUGGCCAAAGAAUAAUCAACUCACACAGGAAGGUCGGACUCGUUUACAAAGCUGGACCACGUAUUGGCAAGCCGCGUCCGGACUCAGCUUGCUAGGCACGGCAGUCAACGCCGGUCAUCUGGUAAUUAUCCAAGGUCGUCAAAACGAAGAUCUUUUAGCCCUGUAUCGAGACUACACAGCCGAUGGGGACAGAGUCUAUUUUGUGGUGAGCUUUCAGACCUUAAACACCAUGGUAUCGUUUGGGCCAAUAUUUCACGACCUAAAUUCUCCCACAGUGGACGUGGCUUAUGACACAAAAAGGACUGGUGAAACCGGGUUGCCAAACGAAUUACGCAAACCAGAAAAAUUGAAACAGUUUCCGGGUAACUUGCAGGCUGAGCGCACGGGCUCGAACGGGUUUGUUAUCCGCACGGUCCCGUUCACUCUAACCUCGUAG